Molecule: messenger RNA, 261 nt
Organism: Funneliformis geosporum
Lineage: Eukaryota; Fungi; Glomeromycota; Glomeromycetes; Glomerales; Glomeraceae
Source: the annotation of a GenBank genome assembly
CUGCUAAAGCAAAUAAUUGGACUUCAGAAAGAGUAUUAGAAAUAGUUGGUGGAUUUCUUGAAGGAAUGAUAGCUGUUUGGUAUAAAGAUACUGACUUUCAAAAAGACCUACAUGUUAGACCUUUAGAAAUCUCUCAACAAGAAAUUUUUGAUCAAUUUAUUGAAGAUAAUAAGGAUAUUUGUGCACUUAGUCAAACAAAAAUUGGUCAUACUACUCUUUUUCAACAUCAAAUACCAACUGGAGAUCAUGAACCAAUUAUAA